This is a messenger RNA of Drosophila ficusphila, 1367 nucleotides long. RefSeq names its product arrestin domain-containing protein 3. Gene Ontology annotation, biological process: protein transport. The transcript is spliced from 5 exons. The record is from RefSeq and is a predicted model, not a curated record. Gene Ontology annotation, cellular component: cytoplasm. The coding region runs from base 51 to 1367 and encodes 438 amino acids. NCBI's taxonomy places the organism in Eukaryota, Metazoa, Arthropoda, Insecta, Diptera, Drosophilidae.
CAGGGCAAAAGUUAACUAGCUGCGGGAUUAUCAGCAAAACACUCCAAACCAUGGUAAUCUGUGAGAUCGAGUUCUGCAAUAACCCCCAGGGGAUUUUCUACGCAGGCCAGCUGAUUCGCGGACAGGUGGUAGUCAAGUGCGACAAACCAAAACCAGUUAAAGCUGUGAUUCUCCAAAUCAAAGGAUAUGCCGAAACCCAUUGGGGUGAUACUCAAUACGAUCCGGAGGAUCAGUCGAAUGGUGAAUCAUUCAACGGACAUGUGAACUACCUGGCGACCAAGGCUUAUCUCCACGGGUCUAGUUCGAGCAUAGAGGUGCUUAUUGAACCGGGCACCAGCUCGUAUAGAUUCGCCUGUCAGUUGCCCAUCACAUGUCCCUCCUCGUUCGAGGGAACCCUGGGUCGGAUUCGUUAUCUGGUGAACGUGCGGUUCGUGCGUCCGUGGAAGUUCGACCAGAACUUCAAUCGGUGCUUUACUGUACUCAAAGUGAUGGACUUGAACACCGAAAGUCUAAUGUUGAGGGUACCCAGCCAAGUAGAAUCGCAGCGCACUUUCUGCUGUUUUCCCUGUCGCUCAUCCCCACUAAGUAUGCGACUAUCCAUACCACUCGGUGGUUUUGUGCCAGGACAGACUGUACCGGUAGAGGUGAUGGUCUCGAACGACAGUGGCGUAGCUGUGGAGGAUAUUACUGUGAAACUGGCGAUGGUGGUUAUCUACUACAGUCAACCCCCGAGCGCAGACACCAACAAGGAUCGGUUCGUGAUGGUACAGAAAACAGGAGAGGGAGUUUCAAGCAAAUCUAGCAAGCAACUUACAUUUGAACUAAAAGUGCCACCAACACCACCAACCUGCUUCAAUCUGUGCAGCAUCAUUCAGAUUGGUUAUCAGGUGGAAGCGGAAGCCAGGGUCAAAGGUUGUCACGGAGGUCAAUCACUUCAUAUGCCGAUUACUAUUGGGAGUGUACCGCUAACGAAGCAACUCCAGAAGGAGCCAAGGAUUUGGGGCGAGGACCUACAAACUCAGCAGUUUGAUGUCAAGACUUUGAUUUUGGUGGGGAACGAGCAGUCAGAAGAACCUCGUAGUCCUCCCAAUCCUUGGGCUGCAGAUCCCUCCAUUGCUCCACCGAUUUAUGCCGUAGCCAAGCACAUUUUUCCGGAUCCAGAGAAAGUUUCAAAGGCCAAAAAGAAGACUCAAAAGAAAUCUGUCAAAAGGUCAAAUGCUAAAAUAGGUGAAGAUAUUGUGUUCUCUCCGUUGUACGGUGUCUUUGAUCUGUCAAAUCAAACGGAAGAAAUUAUUGUGAGACCCAACGCAAUGAACGGUGAUGGCGGUUAUGCCAAUGAAGAAGUAGACAAAAGCACUUGGCUUUGA